AUGGAGACUACUGGCUACGCACUCGUCGUUGGCGGGGGAAGUGGGAUAGGCAAGGCCUGUGCUCUGCUGUUUGCCAAAGAAGGUGCGGCUGGCGUUAUCGUUGCCGAUCUAGAUGUGUCCGCCGCCGAGACCGUGGGCGCUCAGUGCGUUCCAGUGGCGUCCAACCCCAAGUUUCGCGCCGAAGCCAUCCAGGUCGAUAUCACGAAGGAGGAUUCGGUCAAGCGUGCUGUUGAUAAGGCGGUACAGGCUUUCGGCCGCAUCGACUAUUGUGUCAAUUGCGCAGGGAUUGGCGUCCAACAAGGGACCGACAUCGUCAGCCUCUCGUUGGCUGAUAUCAAGCGCUUCAUUGAGGUGAACACCAUCGGCACGUUUCUCGUUACUCGCGAGGUCUCGGCCGUGAUGCGAAGCCAGGAGCCCGUCACGAAUUCUUCAUCGUCGGCGACCAAUCGCGGCGAAACCCGCGGGGCGAUUGUCAAUCUGGGCUCUGCUUCCUCCAAGGUUGCGGCACCGGGCGUCCUGCCCUACACGGCAUCCAAGCAUGCAGUUCUGGGUUUGAGCAAGAACGCAGCUCUGGACAAUGUGGAUCAUGGCAUCCGGGUGAAUUGCGUGUGUCCAUCAUGGGUGGAUACCCCGAUGGUCCAGGAGGCUGUGGCGGGGGUGGACGGGCUGGCCGAUUUCAUCAAGGCGGCGGUCCCCAUGGGACGCAUUGCCCACCCCGAGGAAGUGGCCGACGCGGUGAUCUUCCUGUGCAGCCCCCUCACCGGCCUGAGCCGCGUCGUGCGGCACAUCACCGGCCACGACGCGCAAGGCCAGUCCGUCUUCCUGGCCACCGACAACGGGGACCACCACCGGGUCCUGGGCGAGCAGCAGGCCAUCGGCAAUAUCAUCUACUCGACCAACCAGAGUCCCGUGGAGCUCAACGACGAUGUCGAUAUCAAGUACGCCCGCGAGAAUGAGCCAGGAAUCCACGUCCACAACGGCACGGUCGCCCGCCUCAUCGACUUCGCUCCGGGCGUGGAGUCCCCCCUCCACCGCGCCGUCAGCCUGGACUACGGCGUCGUGAUCGAGGGCGUCUUCAAGCUGGUGCUGGACUCCGGGGAGGAGCGGCUCAUGCGCCCCGGCGAUACCUGCGUCAACCGCGCGACGGCGCACAAGUGGAUCAAUGUGACGGGCAACGGCACGCUGCCUGGCCGGAUGCUGUUUAUCUUGUUGGAUGUUAACCCGGUGUUUGCGGGCGGGAAGCAGUUGGAGGGGUAUCUGGGGACCUUGGCGAAGGAUUAUGAGGGUCGUUAG
Aspergillus japonicus CBS 114.51 is the source of this 1293-nucleotide messenger RNA. RefSeq names its product NAD(P)-binding protein. The coding region runs from base 1 to 1293 and encodes 430 amino acids. NCBI's taxonomy places the organism in Eukaryota, Fungi, Ascomycota, Eurotiomycetes, Eurotiales, Aspergillaceae. Gene Ontology annotation, molecular function: oxidoreductase activity. The record is from RefSeq and is a predicted model, not a curated record. The transcript is spliced from 6 exons.